Molecule: messenger RNA, 543 nt
Organism: Gregarina niphandrodes
Lineage: Eukaryota; Apicomplexa; Conoidasida; Eugregarinorida; Gregarinidae
Product: putative dual specificity protein phosphatase CDC14A
Exons: 2
Coding region: 1-543 (180 amino acids)
Biological process (GO): microtubule cytoskeleton organization; positive regulation of cytokinesis; regulation of exit from mitosis
Source: RefSeq, a predicted model, not a curated record
AUGGACCAACUCAACUUUUCGGUUGCAGAAGCGAUCGACCCGUUUCUUAAAUUCAAAAAGAUCAAAUUCACGCCGUUCAGAGACGCUUCUUAUGGGCCUUGUACCUACGAACUCUCCUUGUACGGUUGUUUCGCAGGAUUCAAAAAAGCCAAAGACCUCGGCUGGUAUAACUUCAGCACGUUCGAUCUGGCCCAGUAUGAGAAGUAUGAACAGGUUUGCAAUGGUGAUUUGAAUUGGAUUAUUCCCAAGAAGUUCAUAGCUUUCAGUGGUCCUGCGAGCCCAGACGAACCGGAGGUCGAAGAGAGCUAUAACCACCCGCCGGAGAAGUAUGUGCCUAUCUUCAAGAAAUGGGAUGUGUCUCUAGUGAUACGGCUUAACAAGAAGCAGUACAACGCUAAAGGGUUUACCAAGCAUGGGAUAAAGCACGUUGAUUUAUAUUUCCUCGACGGAAGCUGUCCAUCUGAGUACGUGCAAGCCUUCCCUUUGAGCCGCGGGAUUGCCUACGAGGAGCCCCAUGUAAUUGAUUGUUUUGUAGCGAUAUAG